Messenger RNA from Malus domestica (apple), 1109 nucleotides. The record is from RefSeq and is a predicted model, not a curated record. NCBI's taxonomy places the organism in Eukaryota, Viridiplantae, Streptophyta, Magnoliopsida, Rosales, Rosaceae.
ACCCAAUUCAAAUUCCUUGAGCAAAAAGCAUCUGAGAUAUAGCUCCAAAGCCGAAAUAUAAUCCAGACUUUGCUUCUCCUCCAAAUCACGACUCCGCGACGGCGGUACACGACCUACCUCCUCCCGCCUUACCUCCAUUAACGAAGACUCCCGUCGGUGAAGGAAGCUUCUUCGACAGCUAAUCCGAAAUAUUCCCAAAUGAUGGCUGCAUUUUGCACAUGAAAUGUGAGUAUUUAGGGAAAAAAAACAGGACAUGGGAACUCGGAGUGGUUUGUGGAAUUUUGCCAACAAGUUUUUCACAUCUGGGAUUAUAGGUGUAUAUGUUUCGGAUCGAUUUGCGAGUGUUGCUCUGGUGCGGGGUUCCUCUAUGUCGCCUACGUUAAACCAUGGAGCGACUUCUUUGAUGGGCUUGCCAACUAAUGACAAUGUUUUGGUCGAGAAACAAUGUCUUCAAAACUACAAGUUCUCGCAUGGUGACGUGGUAGUUUUCCGCUCCCCAAGUAACCACAAGGAGAGUCACAUAAAGAGAAUAACUGCCUUACCUGGUGAGUGGAUUGGAACGCGUCAUUCCUAUGUGGUGAAAAUUACAGAAGGACAUUGUUGGGUUGAGGGAGACAAUUCAUCUUCUAGCCUGGAUUCAAGAUCGUUUGGACCAAUUCCUCUUGGUUUAGUUGAAGGAAGGGUUACCCACAUUUUGUGGCCUCCUCAGAGAAUGGGUGCUGUUGAGAGAAUAACACCGCACGGCACGAUUUCAUCUUCAUAGUUGGACAUUACUCGUGCAUCCCCUCUUUUGAACGGGAGAACGUAUACUUUUCCUUCUGGACCCUUUAUAUUUUGACCACACGUCACGGAGGCACGCUUUCAUUGGAGUGUUAUUAAUCAAGGAAGAUCAAAUGGUGCCCGUUUCAACUUCCGGCCCUCCUCGAGGUUUAGCCAUCAGCUCAUCAAUGUUCUUUGUCUUAGCUCUUGUUUGGUUCUCUACCUAGUUAAUGUCUUGUGCUAAACCUUGUCCGCUGGUCAUCAAGUUAAUAAGAAUAUGUGUUUUGUGAAACCAUCUAUAGGGGAUCGCAUCCAAUUUUUUAUUCAAUAAAAACUUCAUUUAUUUUUCA